GCUUUUUAGAUAGAGAGACGGAGUGCAGUGCAGUGCAGUAGUGUGUGUGUGGAGAAUAGAAUAAUAGUGGAAUUCAUGUUGACUCAUCAUCAUAAUCACACUGCUCUUCUAUAGUCUCUGUUCGUCCUCUUCAUUUCUCUCUUUUUCCCGUCUCCGGUAAUUAGGCUACUGAAAAUGGAAUCUUGGCGCUAUACUACUAGUGAAGGAAAAGGAUUUCCUUUUUCAGAUGAGAUUGAUUUAUCUAUUGAUGCAUUUGGGAGAGGGAGGAAAUCUUUAUCAGGAUGGGAUGGUGAAUCUGUUGAGAAUUUGGAGUUUAUAGAUUUCGGUUUUUCUGAAAUUCACCGAAAACCAUUUUAUGGUAGUGGCAACACAGAUUUUGGGGUUAUUAGUAAUAGUAGUGAAGUUGGUUUUGAUUCUAGUAGUAAUAAUAUGAUUGCUUCAAAUUCAUCACUCGAAUCCGGGUCUAAUCAUUCUAAUUCUAUCAUGGAAGCUAACAGUCAGGAUUCGUCGUCGUUAAUCGAUUUGAAGCUAGGAAGAUUUGGUGAUGGCAAAGAUGUAGUGGAGAAUAGUAAGUUCUUGAAAGAAAGAUCAGUUGUAUCUUCUGUUACAACAAAUUUUCAGGCAAAGAAAGCUAGAACAGUGAGUUCACGUACUCGGGCUCCACUUUGUCAGGUUUAUGGUUGUAAUAAGGAUCUCAGUUCGUUGAAGGAUUAUCAUAAGAGACAUAAAGUUUGUGAGGUUCAUUCGAAGACUCCGAAAGUUAUUGUCAAUGGUGUGGAGCAGAGGUUUUGUCAGCAGUGCAGCAGGUUUCAUUUACUAGUUGAAUUUGACGAUAUUAAGCGUAGUUGUCGUAAACGCCUAGCAGGCCAUAAUGAACGUAGAAGGAAACCUCAGUUUGGUUCUCUCUCUGGCAGGCCAGUUAAGUUAUUGCAGUCGUAUCAAGCAGGUACCAAAUUAUUGGGAACUCCAUUGCCCAAGAGAGCUUCAUUUCUAUUCCCAAAUAUGCUUCCUGGUGGUACUAUUCACCCAGAGAAAUAUGAGCAGGCUAACAUCUAUAGACCUGCAAAAUUGGAGGAGAAAUCAAUUCACAAUACAAAUGGGCAGUUGCUUCCGAAAUCUUUUCUUCAUUUGCAUAGCAACGGGAUCCAAAACACUUCCGGAAUCUCUCCACCAACUGAAGAAUUCUCUAUGUUUGAUACAACAUCAACUAUUCACGAGUUGGCUGGAGCCUCGCAUUCCGGUUGUGCUCUCUCUCUUCUGUCAGCCGAAUCACAGGGCUUUAGCCAUUCAGCAGGAAUGGUAAUGGCUAGGCCCUUGAUCAAUCAAACCAGUCGUUCCCAUCAGAUUGUGGGUUCUUCUGACAAAUCAUCUCUAGGGUCCUCAGAGAAGUAUGUGGCAGAUGUCUUUCAUCCAUCUGGAAUGAAUUUCCUUAAACCGAACCAUAUGCGGUCGUCGAUGAUUUCUUGUUCGGGCCGUGCUACUAACAUUGAAAUUGGACCAGAUGAAUUUCUUCAAGAUCAACAAGAGCCAGCCUUUUUGAACAACAAAUAUUCUUUAACUUCUGAUAAUGAAUAUACUGUGAAUUUGCUGGAACUGUCAUCUCAUUUUCAUAGAGUGGAGCAACAGAGGAAUUCCAUUCAAGUUAAGCAUGAAAUUGAAGAUUGUUCCAGUUUCCUUACCACUUACGGGACAUAAAAUUAGAAAGGCCUAGCUAGAGGAAGUUGAAGUUCACUUGCAUCAGAAAUGUAAGCUAACAUCAUUAAUCAAAUAGACAAUGUGCUGGUGUGGAUUUCAGAUUAUUAUAACAAUUUCUGUUACAUUUCUUUACUAAAUUAACAUUUCAUUUUUAGCA
Messenger RNA from Mercurialis annua (annual mercury), 1852 nucleotides. Its product is annotated as squamosa promoter-binding-like protein 6. The coding region runs from base 175 to 1695 and encodes 506 amino acids. The transcript is spliced from 5 exons. The record is from RefSeq and is a predicted model, not a curated record. Lineage: Eukaryota; Viridiplantae; Streptophyta; Magnoliopsida; Malpighiales; Euphorbiaceae. Gene Ontology annotation, molecular function: DNA binding. Gene Ontology annotation, cellular component: nucleus.